This is a messenger RNA of Lactuca virosa, 999 nucleotides long. NCBI's taxonomy places the organism in Eukaryota, Viridiplantae, Streptophyta, Magnoliopsida, Asterales, Asteraceae. The record is from the annotation of a GenBank genome assembly.
AUGAUUUAUCGUAAUUCUGAAGAAGAAAUGACAGGUGGCUUUGAAACAGGCAUUUUGAAGUGGGUGGAGGUUGAAGACGAACUCGAUCACCACCGUUUACACCAUGACCCUGUCAUGAGUCUUGAUCUUAAUCUUGCACCCAUUUUCCAAGAGUCUCAAAUACACCCUGUGGGCUCAGUCGAUGGUUUACUCUGCCUGUGGCAGCUUGGUAAGGGAAAAGAUAACACUUACAUAUGCAAUCCAAUCACCAGAGAAUACAUGAUCCUCCCGAGGCAACAAUACUAUAUUGAACGAGAUUCAACAAGUGUCUAUUGUUUUGGUGUCAGUUCACUUACACGAGAAUACAAAGUGAUACGGAUUUUCCAAAAGCUUAUACCUCCAGAUUUCAUCUCAACAUUUCAGGUAAUUCUAUCUCAAUCAGAAGCCGAAGUUUACACUCUUGGCACAGGACAAUGGAGAAGUCUUGGUCAUGUCCCGUAUUGGAUUAGCACAUGCUCUGGGCCAUAUUUGAAUGGGCAUGCUCAUUGGACCCUUGUUGGCAACGAUUUCCCUGAAAAAAUUUGUGCUUUUGAUUUUGACAAAGAGACAUUUGAGCUCUUCCCUUCACCUCCCUAUGAAGCUAUAGAAGAAAGUUUUGGAGGAACUUUGGGAGUCCUAAAGGGGUGUUUAUGUCGAUGUGACACCUAUGAUUCUAACAUGACUGUUUGGGUGAUGAAGGAAUAUGGGAUCAAGAAUUCUUGGCAUAAAGAGUUGGUGAUCAAAUAUAUUAUCAAACCUGAUUUUGAUAUGUUGGGUUUGGAACCCAAUUUUCUAAUUGAGGGUUUUAAAGAUGGAACUUUUUUGAUGGCAAAUAAUGAAAGUAACCUAAUUGUUUACUGUCCUCGGAGGAAAACAGUUGUAGAUAGGGAAGUAUUUGGUGGCUACUUCAACGGAUUGCCUUAUCGUCCUAGCUUUCAUAGACUACACAACUUUAAAAACGAGAGAGUUCAUGUGUUUUAA